This is a messenger RNA of Paraphaeosphaeria sporulosa, 1080 nucleotides long. Its product is annotated as NAD(P)-binding protein. The record is from RefSeq and is a predicted model, not a curated record. Lineage: Eukaryota; Fungi; Ascomycota; Dothideomycetes; Pleosporales; Didymosphaeriaceae. The coding region runs from base 1 to 1080 and encodes 359 amino acids. The transcript is spliced from 2 exons.
AUGCCUUCCACUACAUAUGCAGAGUUCGGACACGACACCGAAGCGCUCGAAGUCGCCAAGGCUUUCACUGACGGCAUCCGCGGAAAGACUAUCAUUGUGACGGGCGCAAACAGCGGCGGCAUCGGGUACACCACGUUGCAAGCCUUCGCAUCUCAAUCCCCGGCGCACCUAGUCCUUGCUAGCCGCACAUCCUCGAAAAUCCAAGAAACUAUCGAGAAGCUCAAGACAGAAUAUCCAGAAGUCGACUACCGCCCUCUGGUCCUCAAUCUCUCGUCCCAAAAGGCAGUGCGCGAUGCUGCUGCCGAAAUUCUUUCCUGGAAAGACGUGGAUGCGAUCGACAUCAUCGUCAACUCAGCCGGACUUAUGGGUCUGCCAGAACGCCAGCUCACACCAGAGGGUAUAGAAAUGCACUUCGGUACCAACCACAUCGGACACUUUCUCCUCACCUCGCUCCUAAUGCCGAAGUUGAUUACCGCGGCGCAGCGCAGUCCGCGUGGCGCGACUCGCAUCGUGAAUGUGUCCUCUUUGUCGCCAACCGUCGCAGGCGUCCGCUGGAGCGACAUCAAUUUCGAUAAGAUCAACAAAGACUUGCCGGAAGAGGAGCGUCCAAAUGAGCAGAUUUUGAGCAGGUGGGGAUUCAGCGACGUUAUGGAGAAGUCGUACAUUCCGAUCGAAGGGUACAAUCAGUCCAAAGCCGCCAACGUACUCUUUUCGAUUGGCUUAUCCGACCGACUAUAUCAGAAGCACGGCAUUGUUAGUAUCGCUGUGCACCCAGGCAUCAUACCGACCGAGCUGGGCAGGGAUUUUGGAACGGAGAUGGAGCAGGCGGUGUCAAAUAUGAGCAAGAGAGGGGCGUUCAAGUACAAGUCCCUAGGUGCGGGGUCUUCCACAAGUUUGACAGCCGCACUUGAUCCGAAGCUCGGUGAAGGGGUCGGUGAGGAGAAGGAUGGCAAGGUGUAUGGUGUCUAUAUGAUUGACUGCCAGAUCUCCGAGAUGGCAUACAUUCGGGCGUGCUCGAAGAAAGAGGCGGAGAGGUUAUGGGAGCUAUCUGAGAGGCUGGUUGGUGAGAAGUUUACUUGA